Molecule: messenger RNA, 1450 nt
Organism: Varroa destructor (honeybee mite)
Lineage: Eukaryota; Metazoa; Arthropoda; Arachnida; Mesostigmata; Varroidae
Source: RefSeq, a predicted model, not a curated record
UAUUCUGCGAUCGACAUGCUUCUGUUUAAGACAUUGUUGCCAGCGCUGGCUGUGCUGCUGGUAAGUUUCGCAUCGUCAGUGCACGCAGGUCCAACAGCUGAUACGAAAUGCACUCAAGACGGUCUGGAGAAAUGCGGCUCCGAGUUGAUCAUCUUUGCGUCCGGGCCAAAAAUAGCCACAACGGCUGCCGAACUUAAGAGUGCGUGUCCGAAAGAACAGGCGUCAGAAAAAUGCGCCCGGGAUUACACCAAUCGCUGCCUGCCCCGUCUGCCCAAGGGAAUGGUGACCCUGUUCCUUGACGGGGUCAAGACCGAAGUCAGUGGCAAGUGUAAGGAGGGCCAGUCGAAGCACAAGGAAUACUUGAAACACGCCAAGUGCCUCAAUGAGAAUGGCGUGCAGCUGCACGGAUGUAUGUCUAGCCUCGUUGCUGUUCUCGACCAAACCAUCGCAAAAGCAGCGGCCCAAACGGCGGCUGGAGGCAAGGCUGACCAAAAGAAGCAACUCAAGGAAUCCUGUUGUUCGUUUGCUAGCAUGCACGCAUGUAUGAUCGACUCGGUUAAGACGCCUUGUGGUGCAGACACGGCGAAGUUCGUCGACAACCUCAUUCAAGGCUACUCUGGCGACCUUCUAGAUACCGUGUGCGCAGCUUUCCCUACUGCUAAUUGCACCAAAACCUCGCCUCCAAUUAAGCCUGGCAAGAAUGCGCCUAAAAAUCUGUUGUCCCCUCUUGCGCGUAUGGUAUCAAGCCUUCAGGCUCAGGGUUGAGAUAACUGCACAAUCGUUUAAUAGCCUCUAGGAAAUUAUUGCCCCUCAAAAAAGCACGCAAGUCAAUCGAUACCUACUGCGCAUUUGAAACGUGGAAGUGCCUGUGUUACUUCUGACUAGCUAGCAAACCAAUCGAUAACGAAUGCAUUUCGACGAUCUCGAGGUGAUGGCGAGGUGAUUCAUGAGGAUACCUCUGGCUUUGGGCCAUGAUUAAGAUCAUUUUAGAAGAUGAAGUAGAUAAAUGAGUAUUCCUCCACAUACCAAUGAGUUCGCUCGUCACUAGCAUGCAUUGUACAAGUGAUCGUCUAGGUCAUCCUUGCUGUUACCUUCCAUUGUUUGCAUAAUUUGUACAGACAUGGUGUAAUGUACAUACGUAACUCAUAUCUGCUCAGGACAAAGUCUUGUCGCUCGUUCGUUUCGAAACAAUAAGCUGCUAUAUGAAUACCAUUAUGAUUAUACCAAAUCGAAAUGUCAGUUUUACUGUGGUAUCUAUUAUAUAUUUUUGAGAUUAAAAAUUAUCUAGUAGCCUUAAUGAUGUAAAUAUUUAACAACAAUAGACACUAAUAAAAAAAAAGAAAAAAAAAAAAAUGGAAACGAGAAUGAAGUUGACGGCGGCACAGAAUUUCGUUUACGGAUCGACCGGUAUCUGUCGAAACUAAUAAACAUAGAAAAAUGUACGCACGGA